AUGGCGUUCCGCGUGCCCGCCGCCCGCCCGCUACCGGACACCGCGGCUCUCACCGUGGUCGCCAUGCCGGCGGCGGAUGCAUCGUUCAACUUGUUUGGGAUUCCCCUUCCGCAGGAACAAGCCUCGACUGGCGGAUCCCCUGGCAGCGGUGGUGCGCCUAACAGCAAGGGACUCCUCAUCUGGGGCCCCUCCAGCAGUGCGAGUCUCUGCGCCGUCCAGAUCGCGCGAGCCAGCGGCGUCUCCACCAUCUUCGUGACGGCGUCUCCGCAGCGUUAUGCCCUGCCCACGGAGCUGGGCGCCACCCGUUGCUUUGACUACAGGUCCCCCAUGGUGGUGGACGAGAUCACACCAGGAAUCGAGGAAAGUGACACCAUAGUAGCUUACGGGCUCGACGCCGUGGGAAGUAGGCCGGGGACUGAGGGAUCUUCCGCAACCAUGCUGGCUCGGUGUCUCGCCCCCGAGGCGGACCUCGUCUCCCUGGUCGUCCAGGACGAUCCCUGCUUUCGUGUGCCAAUUGCGACCCCUAACCGCGACGUGACUGUUAGAGUUGCAGCGGUGCCGCGGCCCUUUGUAAUCCCCGCAAGGCCGGCGGACUUUGAGCGCGCGUGGCGGAUGCUGGAGUGGGCGAUAAGGGGCUACGGUGUGCGCUUCCGGCUGCCUCGCGUUGAGGUCUUCGAGGGGUCGGCGGAGGAUGCGUUGGAGGAGUUGAUGGGGUUGGCGGAGGGUGGAAGGCGGUUUGGGAAGGUGGUGCUUCGCCUUCCGUUGGCUUGA
Aspergillus aculeatinus CBS 121060 is the source of this 771-nucleotide messenger RNA. RefSeq lists its product as uncharacterized. Lineage: Eukaryota; Fungi; Ascomycota; Eurotiomycetes; Eurotiales; Aspergillaceae. The record is from RefSeq and is a predicted model, not a curated record. Gene Ontology annotation, molecular function: oxidoreductase activity, acting on NAD(P)H. The transcript has a single exon. Bases 1 to 771 code for a protein of 256 amino acids.